Molecule: messenger RNA, 2817 nt
Organism: Engraulis encrasicolus (European anchovy)
Lineage: Eukaryota; Metazoa; Chordata; Actinopteri; Clupeiformes; Engraulidae
Gene: capn12
Product: calpain 12
Exons: 21
Coding region: 62-2212 (716 amino acids)
Biological process (GO): proteolysis
Cellular component (GO): cytoplasm
Molecular function (GO): calcium ion binding; calcium-dependent cysteine-type endopeptidase activity
Source: RefSeq, a predicted model, not a curated record
GUCACUGCUUGCUGUAAUGUUAUUCAUUACCUGAAGAGGUUGUAUCCUUUUCCCCUUUAAAAUGGCAAACAGCAAGUUUCAAUUGGGGUCUUUUGAGAACCCUGUGAAGUUUAAAGAACAGGAUUACUGCUCUCUUAAAGAUGCCUCCUUGAAGUCCGGCUCUCUGUUCUGUGACCCCACAUUUCCUGCCGAGCAGAAAUCUAUCGGGAUGCCUGAGGAUCCCAAACCUGAAAACGCAGUUGAAUGGUUACGCCCAAAGGACAUUUGUGACAAUGCUGUGUUUGUGGAGGGAUCCAUUGGAACCACUGAUAUCUGUCAGGGUCAGCUGGGUAACUGCUGGCUCCUGGCUGCCCUGUCCUGCCUCACUAUGCACCCCAAGCUCUUUGGGAAGGUGGUCCCAUCUCCGCAGAGUCUGACUCAGGACUACGGCGGAAUCUUCCAUUUCCGUUUCUGGCAGUAUGGGGAGUGGGUGGAGGUGGUGGUGGAUGACCGACUGCCUGUUCGCGGCGGUCGCCUGCUCUUCAGCUACUCCCGCAGCAAGAACGAGUUCUGGAGCGCCCUGGUAGAGAAAGCCUAUGCCAAGUUGAUGGGCUUCUACAGCAGUCUGAAGGGGGGCAACAUCUCCGAGGGUAUGGAGGACUUCACUGGCGGCAUUGCCUACUCUCAGCCUGUCUCAGCCUUCAAGCCCCCAGUGCUCUGGAGACAGCUGACCGCCUCACUGUCCAGAGGGAGUCUGCUCAGCUGUUUUAUACAGGCCAAGACCUGGCGCGACAUCGGGACAGUGACCUCAGAGGGGCUGGUCAAGGGGCAUGCCUAUGCCAUCACAGACACAGACAAGGUCCAGAGCGAUUCUACUGAGGUGCUCCUGGUGAGGCUGCGCAACCCAUGGGGCUUCGUCGAGUACAAGGGACCCUGGAGCGACAAGUGCAAGGACUGGGCCAAAGUGGAAAAGUCUGAAAUCGAAAGACUGGAGCUUAAAAAGCAGGAAGAUGGAGAAUUCUGGAUUGCAGUGGAGGCAUUCAGCAGCCUGUUUGAUCUGGUGGAGCUGUGCAGUGUGAGUCCAGAUACGCUGCAUGACAGCAGCAGCAGCAGCAGCAGCAACAGCGCCUCCUCCUGGUCACUCAGCUCAUACGAGGGCUCCUGGGUACCAGGCUGCUCUGCAGGGGGCAGCCGUAAAUAUAGAAGAUCAUUUUGGACUAACCCACAGUACCAGCUCUCCCUGAACACAGCGGAUGUGGAGGGAGAAGAGGACGAGGACGUGGAAGAUGACGAUGAUGAAGAUGAAGAGGACAAGGUGGCUCUGAGUCCAUCAGCUGAGAAGCAGAAGGCGAAGGGCCAGAAGUGCACUGUGCUGGUGGAGCUGCUGCAGAAGGACCGCAGGAGGAAGGGCACCGUCAAGUUCAUCUACAUUGCCUUCCACAUCUACAAGAUACCACCUGAGUUGCAGGACAGCGUUGGCUGUCUGGACCAGAAGUUCUUCACAUCCCAGAAGCCAGUGGGGCGCUCUGGGAAGUACCAGGCUAUCCGUGGCGUCUACAGGAGGGUGAACCUGGAGCCGGGGAACUAUGUCAUCGUGCCCUCCACCUACAGGCCCAAUAAGCCCGGAGACUUCUUCCUCCGCAUCUAUGCUAAGACUGGCAACACGCUCGGACAUGAAGAGUUCACCUGUUCUACUGGCUUCUUGAACUUGGUGAUGUCGAACCCCCCUAUGCCUGAGGACCAAAUACGAGUGGAUGACUGGUUUGAUCAGGAGGAUGUCUCGGAUGACAGACUGGAUGCUGCAGCCUUUAUGGGACUUGUGAAUUCAGUGUUGGAGAAGGACUACCAUCUUCCUAUUGAGACCUGUCGACAGCUGGUUUUGGGAGAGGAUACAGGGGGAAGAGCCAGGCUGGAUCGCGCCCAGGCCUUGAAGCUUGUCACAUCUCUGCGGAAGCUACAGUCAACCUUUAUCGAUCAUGACGAGGACUCAUCUGGUACUAUGAGUCCCUUUGAGCUCGCUGAGGCCCUGAAGGAAUCAGGUUUAAAGUGUGACAGUGAGGUGGUGAAGGUUCUGUGGGAGCGCUUUGGCUCUGGGGAUAUCCAUCUUCCUUUCCACGGCUUUGUCUCCUGUGUCACCAGACUCAGAGGACUCAAUGAACUGUUUGAGUCUGCAGGUCCUGAGCUGAAGCAACAUGGCAUGAACACAUGGCUGCUGAGCCUGCUGGCGCUGUGAGAGUGUUGAACACCAAGGAGUUAUAUGCCUUAAAUACAAGACCAUCUCUUCUUUUUUUUCCUGCCAGAAAAUCCUGCAGCCAUGACAUGACAUGACUGACUAAGUAUUAUCGUUUUAGUAGAAGUAUAAUGUACCUUUCCAACUGUCUACCAUCACAUUAUACUUAGCUGACGCAUCUAUCUAUCCAAAGCAACAGUUAUAUACUGUAGGCCUAUAGGUACAGGAUUUUUGGUUACAAGCACCCCUGAGUAUAGGGUUAGGUACCAUGCUCAAGGGCACAUCAGCUACGGAUGAAGAUGGUGGGAAAAAAGAAUGUGGGAUAUGAACCUGCAAACUUCUGAUCCAAAAGAUCAACUCCCAAACCAGCUGCCUGUUACCACUAAAUUAGGCAAAUUCAUUUCUCGAAUUCCAGAAUACCGGAAGUUGCGGGAGCAUGGAUAUACUUAUAAUGUUUAAGAUCCACUGAGUUUGGCAGUUGUGGACUCAUGACAUAUUAUGAAAGGGUGCCAUUGCUUGGCAAAACUAAGGGACAUCCAAAAGCCUGUGUCACAUGCAUAUUAUGAGGUGUGCUUCCCUGUCCCUCUCUGUCAUGCUUCCUUUUUCUG